AUGAUGGGGAUCUUUUUGGCGUCUGUUGGAUUUAUGUUCUUUUCCGUGUUAUAUGUACAACAAGGGCUUUCUUCUCAAGCAAAAUUUACCGAGUUUCCGCGAAACGUGACUGCGACCGAAGGGCAAAAUGUGGAGAUGUCCUGCGCUUUCCAAAGCGGCUCUGCUUCGGUGUACCUGGAGAUCCAGUGGUGGUUCCUUCGGGGACCAGAGGACCUGGAGCAAGGGACUGAGGCUGCAGGCUCGCAGGUGGAGCUCUUACCCGACAGAGACCCGGACAACGACGGGACCAAGAUUAGUACAGUGAAAGUCCAAGGCAAUGAUAUCUCCCACAAGCUUCAGAUAUCCAAAGUGCGGAAAAAGGAUGAAGGCUUAUACGAGUGCCGGGUGACCGACGCUAACUACGGGGAGCUUCAGGAACACAAGGCCCAGGCCUACCUGAAAGUCAAUGCCAACAGCCACGCUCGGAGGAUGCAGGCCUUUGAAGCCUCGCCUAUGUGGCUACAAGACACGAAGCCUCGAAAGAACGCAUCGUCGGUGGUUCCCAGCAGCAUCCACAGCUCUGCCAACCAACGAACGCACUCCACCUCCAGCCCUCAAGCGGUAGCCAAAAUCCCCAAGCAAAGUCCACAAUCAGCAAAGAGCAAAUCGCCUGUAAAAUCUUCGGAGCGGACAGCAAAGUUGACCCUAAACUCCAAGCACCAUUCUGCACCCCUGUACUCUAGUUAUCUACACAAGGAGCAUCAGCUUCCGGAAGCAUAA
Messenger RNA from Apodemus sylvaticus (European woodmouse), 759 nucleotides. It is a transcript of the gene Vstm2a, whose product is annotated as V-set and transmembrane domain containing 2A. The transcript is spliced from 5 exons. Lineage: Eukaryota; Metazoa; Chordata; Mammalia; Rodentia; Muridae. The record is from RefSeq and is a predicted model, not a curated record. Bases 1 to 759 code for a protein of 252 amino acids.